GUCGUCGCCUUCUGUCCCGGUCCUCCAAUAAUUCCAGCUCAAUCGUCACGCGUCCUCCUGAGUCUUCUUCUUCUUCCUCUUCUUCUGCCGGAGGGAAGGGGAGAUGAUCACUCAGAGGUGAGGUGCGAGGAAGAAAGGGGGACGAGUUCCCGAGUGUUCUUCCCAGUGGCAUGGGUGCUGGGUGAGAAGAAGGUGGUUUGUGAGGGAGAACAGGGCUCGAGGAGGUUGGAGCCGUGGGGGCAGUGGUGGAGUUAGGGAAGCAUGGAGGCCAAUGCGGGGUUGGUGGCGGGCUCGCACAACCGCAAUGAGCUGGUUGUCAUCCGACAGGAGAGCGAUGGGCCGAGGCCGUUGAGUAAUGUGAACAGCCACAUCUGUCAAAUUUGUGGCGAUGAUGUGGGAGUGACACUGGAAGGGGAGAUGUUCGUGGCGUGCACCGAAUGCGGGUUCCCGGUGUGCCGCCCCUGCUACGAGUAUGAACGGAAGGAUGGGACUCAGGCAUGUCCCCAGUGUCGGACUCGCUACAGGCGACACAAAGGGAGUCCUCGAGUGAAGGGAGACGACGAAGAAGAGGACACCGACGACCUGGACAACGAAUUCAACCACAAUGUUGAUAUCGACAAGCACGACAAGCAGCAAGUCGUGGAUGAGAUGCUGCACAGCCAGAUGGCGUAUGGUCGUGACACGGACGUGAUGAUGUCUGCAAUGCAGCCUCAGUAUCCCCUUUUGACGGACGGACACACGGUUUCUGGAGCAGGCGAAUCGAAUGCUACGUCACCCGAUCAUCAGGCGAUAUUUCCUGUUGCAGGAGGGAAACGGAUCCACCCUGUUGCUUACAGCGACAUUGGAAGCCCAGCUAGGCCACUGGAUCCGGCGAAGGAUCUGGGAUCGUAUGGGUACGGGAGCAUCGCCUGGAAGGAGAGGGUGGAGAGCUGGAAGCUGAGGCAGGGAAUGCAAAUGACGUGUUUUUGGGACACAGCGGGGGUCACGACACGGACGGGAACGAGCUGCCACGGCUGGUGUACGUGUCUCGAGAGAAACGACCCGGGUUCAACCAUCACAAGAAGGCCGGUGCCAUGAAUGCGUUGGUGCGGGUGUCUGCGGUGCUAACAAACGCGCCUUUCUUCCUGAAUCUGGAUUGUGAUCAUUACAUCAACAACAGCAAGGCGCUCCGGGAAGCGAUGUGCUUUCUGAUGGAUCCCAUCGUGGGGAAGAGGGUGUGCUACGUCCAGUUUCCUCAGCGGUUCGAUGGCAUCGACAGGAACGAUCGAUAUGCCAAUCACAACACCGUUUUCUUCGACAUCAACUUGAAGGGAUUGGACGGCGUGCAGGGCCCGGUGUACGUGGGUACUGGAUGUUGUUUCAAGAGGCAAGCGAUUUAUGGUUACGACCCUCCUCCGAAGGAUGCGAAGGCGUCGGGUGGGCGGAGCCAAGGCGUGUGUCCAUCAUGGCUGUGCGGGCCCCGGAAGAAGGGAGUUGGGAAGGCGAAGGUUGCGAAAGGCGGGAAGAAGAAGCCUCCGUCGAGGAGCGACUCCAGCAUUCCCAUUUUCAGCCUGGAGGACAUCGAAGAAGGCAUCGAAGGCAUUGACGAGGAGAAGUCGUCGCUGAUGUCUUUGAAGAACUUCGAGAAGAGGUUCGGUCAGUCUCCGGUGUUCGUGGCGUCGACGCUGCUGGAGAACGGAGGCGUGCCGCACUCUGCGAAUCCGGGGUCGCUGUUGAAGGAAGCCAUCCACGUGAUCAGUUGUGGGUACGAAGACAAGACGGACUGGGGGAAGGAGAUCGGAUGGAUCUACGGGUCCGUGACGGAGGACAUUCUGACGGGGUUCAAAAUGCACUGCAGAGGAUGGAGGUCCAUCUAUUGCAUGCCGACGCGACCUGCGUUCAAGGGGUCGGCGCCCAUCAACUUGUCGGAUCGGCUGAACCAAGUGCUGCGAUGGGCGCUGGGGUCGGUGGAGAUUUCGCUGAGUCGGCACUGCCCUCUGUGGUACGGGUACGGUGGAGGGAAGAACGGCGGGCUGAAGUGUCUGGAGAGGCUGGCUUACAUCAACACGACGAUCUACCCGCUGACAUCGUUGCCGCUGCUGGCGUACUGCGUGCUGCCCGCGGUGUGUUUGCUGACGGGGAAGUUCAUCAUACCCACGAUCAGUAACCUGGCGAGUCUGUGGUUUAUUUCAUUGUUUAUCUCCAUUUUUGCGACGGGCAUACUGGAAAUGCGGUGGUCGGGAGUGGGCAUCGACGAGUGGUGGAGGAACGAGCAGUUUUGGGUGAUCGGAGGCGUGUCGGCGCACUUGUUCGCGCUGUUCCAGGGUCUGCUGAAGGUGUUCGCGGGUAUCGACACCAACUUCACGGUGACGUCGAAACAGGCAGAGGACGAGGAUUUCGCGGAGCUGUACAUGAUAAAGUGGACGGCGCUGCUGAUUCCGCCGACGACGCUGAUCGUGAUCAACAUGAUCGGCGUGGUGGCGGGGAUUUCGGAUGCGAUCAACAACGGAUACCAGUCGUGGGGCCCGCUGUUCGGGAAGCUGUUUUUCGCGUUCUGGGUGAUCGUUCACUUGUAUCCGUUCCUGAAGGGUCUGAUGGGACGACAGAACCGGACACCGACGAUCGUGAUCGUGUGGUCGAUCCUGCUGGCGUCCAUCUUCUCGCUUCUGUGGGUGCGCAUCGACCCGUUUCUGGCGAAGGUGAAGGGUCCCGACCUGUCGCAGUGCGGGAUAAACUGUUGAGUGGGGGUGUGUGAUGGAGGAAUCGAGGAAAUGGAUGUUAGGAGUGCGACGCUUUGGAACGCAACGUCAAGGUUCUUUGGAUUGCGACGCUUGGGCGGGGCGAUGAUUGUUUUCCGUGGUGCACGGAGGAAGUUGGUUAAAUUAUAAGGUUGGCGGAUCACGGCCGAAGAAGCCUAGAUGCGCGCUCUGGCGCGGAGUCGUGAAUAUGAAGCAAGGUUCCGCAUUGGCGGUAUCGAGGUGGGCGACGAAGAGGUUUGUAGAUAAUAAGCUCGAGUCGAGGUUGGGUAGAUACAGGUUGGGGAGGGUUUGACGAGAGAUGGACUAACAAGUAGGUGGGUGAGUCUAGAGUAGGUAGUAGCACGGUGGAUUGUGUUGGUCGAUUGGCAAGCGUUUCUGUUAUCCAUAUUGCCGUUGGAGACUUUGGUAGACGUGUGUCGGGGUUUGUGUCUCGGUGCAGCUCCAAAUGAAACUGGUGCCCUGGUUGGGUGGGAAGGGUAGCAGAGGGGUUUGCUCAUACAAAUUAGGCCGUUGCGUGAAGCAGGUGCCAUAUUGUGCAGUAUGCCGGUUGUGAAUGGAAAGAUAUCGUGAAUCGGAUGUUGAAUGGA
Molecule: messenger RNA, 3325 nt
Organism: Physcomitrium patens
Lineage: Eukaryota; Viridiplantae; Streptophyta; Bryopsida; Funariales; Funariaceae
Source: RefSeq, a predicted model, not a curated record